GCUCUCUUCUUGUCUCUUGUCUCCUCUCUCUCUCCAAGGAUGCCUCUACGGGUCUACUGCUCUGUGUAUGGGGGCAAAUUGAUAAGGUAAUUUAAAAAUUUUCAAAUUAUUUAGGAUAUUUUCAAAAAAAAAAAAUAAAAUUGGGGCGUCAAGGCCCCCCUCGGUCGUCAGGUGGCUCCGCCACUGCUACUCGUCCCAACACCAGGCAAGAUCUUAUCUGAUUGGGCUACCGACGAACGAGAUUGGCUUGAAAUUCCGGACACCGUUGAUGAAAAAAAAAAAGAUCCGACCGGUUGAACAUGGACUAACAUGGUGCUCACAAGAUCUAUAGGCAGAGGCCCUUCCUUGGUGACAGGAGCAUCUUCUUCGUCAUCAUCCUUAACACCUCGAUUGAAACGUGAUGUUUUUUUAAGUUUUUGUGGCAAGGACACCCGUCAUAAUUUUACGGAUCAUCUAUUUACUGCGUUGAAAGGCAAUUUCAUUGAGGUGUUUAGGGAUAAAGAAGGACUCAAGCAAGGAACAUUCAUCGAUUCAGGGCUCACGAAAGCAAUAAAAGAAUCCAAGAUCGCAAUUGUUGUUCUCUCAAAAAACUAUGCUUUCUCAAGAUGGUGCUUGAAGGAACUUGCCCAGAUUGUUGCAUGCAUAAAAGAGACGGGUAUAAAAGUUAUACCCGUCUUUUAUCAUUUGGAUCCUUCUAAUGUAGGGAGGCAGAAUGGAACUUUUGCUUCAGCCUUUGCUAAACAUAAAAGGGACUCCAAAGUUAAGAGUGAGGGAUACAAAAGUGGAAAAAUGCUUUGAAAUGCGUGCGCAAGAUUACUGGGUUUCAUGUAACAGACACCACAUCUGAAUCAACAGUUAUCCAGCGUAUCAGUGGAGACAUACGUCGUGAAUUAUAUGGGGCCUUUCCGGAAGCAAUGUUUGGAGAAGUAUUUAAGGUGUUGCAUGACACAGUUAAGAAUGUGGGAAGCAAAGUCCUCAUGUUCAAAUCUUUUUUUAAAAACUUUGAAUUCAAUUUAGAUCUUUUAGCACCUGUGGUUGAAGAGAUAAACGAAAAACUUGACUGCCCAGAACAAGAAACACACAGCUUGAUCAAAAAAAUGAAGGCUGCCAAACAGCUCAUUCACAUUUGCUCAGAAAUCCGAGAGUCGAACAAACUUUACCACAUUGUUGCCAAGAAACUAAUCGAGUCGGAUGAGGCCAUUGUGAGGUUCUGUAAGGUUCAUAUGCAAGCACAGAAUAGAGGGGAUAUUUUGCAGAUUUUGGAGCAGUGUAAACCUACUCGGGAGGAAAUGAAGUUGCCCAUCUUGAAGAUAGAUUUGUUGUCAUGCUCAGUUCCUAGCCCCCCGGAUUUUACUGUUGGGCUGGAUGUGCCUUUGAAAGAGUUAAAGACUCAGCUGUUGAAGGAGAAGGAGCAGCAACUUCUACUGACUGCUCCUGGAGGAUUUGGAAAGACUGCAUUGGUGAAAAUGCUUGGUCAUGACCAGGAAAUUAAAGGCAAAUUUGAGGACAAUAUUUUUUUUGUCCCCGUUUCUAAAACUCUCAACCUGAUGGUCAUUGUGCAAAGCCUAUGUCAUAAUAUAUGUUAUCAGGAGCCUGAGUUCCUAAGUGAUGAAGAUGCAAUUAACAAGCUGCAGGAACUGUUGACACAAAUUGGAUCCAGUCCUAUAUUAUUGAUCUUGGAUGAUGUGUGGUCAGGAUCUGAAUUUCGGCUUGAGAAGUUAAUGAUACAUGUGCCAAAUUUCAAUAUUCUGGUGACUUCAAGAACUUCAUUUCCAGGAUUUAGUUUUACGUAUAACUUAAAGCCAUUAAAUGAUGAAGAUGCAACGACUCUGCUUCGUCACUCUGCAUCACUGCAAGAUGGGAGUUCUCACAUUCCAGUUGUAGUUAUCAACAAGAUAGUGAGAGGCUCUAGCGGGUUCCCACUAGCCCUCAGAGUGAAUGGCAGAUCACUCUGUGGGAAGCCUGUAGAGGCUUGGUACAGUAGAGCUAGGAAAUUUUCUAACGGUCAUUCUAUUUUCAAUUAUAGUUCUGAUCUGCUUGAAUGUCUCCAAAGAAGCCUAGAAUUUUCCGAUCAUGAAGCAAUUUUCAAAGAGUGUUUCAUGGAUCUUGGUUCAUUUCAUGAAGACCAAAGGAUACCUGUUCUUGCCCUCGUUGAUAUGUGGGCAGAAUUAUAUAAACUUGAUGAAGAUGGCUUUGAUGCCAUUACCAAUUUAUAUGAACUCACCACCCAGAAUUUGGCUAAUCUUGUGAUGAUAAGGAAAGACGCAGGUGAGAUCAAAAAUUAUUAUAAUGAAGACUAUGUCACACAGCAUGAUCUUCUUAGAGAGCUUGCUAUAUUUGAAAGCUGCCAGGGGCCAGAAGGACAAAGGCAAAGAUUGAUUAUGGACAUAAGGGGAAACUCUCUACCAAGUUGGUGCACAGAACAGGAUCAGCAACCCAUCAAUGCCCGCUUGUUAUCAAUCUCAACUGAUGAAUCGUUCUUGUCAACUUGGUGCAACAUUCAAGCACCCAAAGUCGAGGUUCUAGUUCUGAACUUCCAGACAAAGAAUUACAGCUUACCUGAGUUUGUGGAUAAAAUGGAUAAUCUCAAGGUUUUGAUAAUCACCAAUUAUGGUUUCUUUCCCACUGAAUUAAGAAAUUUUCAACUGCUCAAGUCUCUAUCCAAUUUAAAGACAAUCAGAUUGGAAAAGGUUUCAAUCCCUUCCCUUUGCAAGGCCCCUGUAUUGUUGAAGAGUUUGAAGAAAAUAUCCUUGUUCAUGUGUAAUAUUGGUCAGGCUUUUGAGAAUUGUACUGUCCAAGUUUCAGAUGCAUUGCCAAAUCUGAUGGAGAUAAACAUUGACUAUUGCAAUGAUCUUGUGGAAUUGCCUGCAGUGCUAUGUGAUGUUAUCCUCCUAAAAAAACUCAUUAUCACUAAUUGUCAUCAGCUGUCUUCACUUCCCAAAGGAAUUGGAAAGCUAGUGAAUUUAGAAGUUCUCAGGCUUAGGUCCUGUACUGAUUUAUCUGAGUUGCCAGAAUCAAUCAAAAGCCUCAAUAAGUUAAGACUUCUUGACAUAUCCGAUUGCCUAGGCAUUAGACACUUGCCAAAAGACAUUGGUGAGUUAUGUAAUUUAAAAGAGCUCCACAUGAAAGGGUGCUUGAGCUUGCGUAAAGGGUUGCCACCAUCAACUACAAAUCUUGAGCAAUUGAAGCUUGUGAUAUGUGAUGAAGAGAGGGCCAAGUUCUGGGAGCCUUUCAAGGAAGUUCUCACCAAUCUAGAGGUCAAGGUGGCUGAAAAAGAUAUAACCUUGACUUGGCUUCUCAAACCAUGAUUUCUGAGAAUUGUUUCUUUUUGGA
This is a messenger RNA of Quercus lobata, 3333 nucleotides long. Its product is annotated as probable disease resistance protein At5g66900. Lineage: Eukaryota; Viridiplantae; Streptophyta; Magnoliopsida; Fagales; Fagaceae. The transcript has 9 exons. Bases 915 to 3308 code for a protein of 797 amino acids. The record is from RefSeq and is a predicted model, not a curated record. Gene Ontology annotation, molecular function: ADP binding.